AUGAAAGAGGCUUUUGAGCCAUCGGCAACAUCGGCAAAUCCCAUAGCCAGCCCGAACGAUGUCGAGAAGAGCCCUAUCAAGUUCAAAGAUGCAGUUGGCAGAAAAUUCUCUUUUCCGUUUCAUUUGUGUAAGAAAUGGGAGGACAUGGAAGAACUUAUCAAACAUGCCUUUCUACAUGUUGAUGCCAUUGGACCUGAUGUUCAAGAGGGUUGUUACGACUUAAUUGGACCCGAUGGGGAGAUUAUUCUACGUCAAGAUUGGGAGACGAGGCUCGAGCCAGGCUGGUCAAUCACUAUGCGCAUGUGGUCCACAGCUGAGUCUGUAUCGACGGCUCCCAAGCCUUCUUCUCUGUUGGGAGGAGCGUCAACCAGUAAGCCGACGCAACCUCGUGCACCUAGACAGCCGAAGCCAACACAACCUCGUGCACCUGGACAGUCGAAACCAAAUUCCAGACUUCGUCACAUCCUGAAACAGAUGCAAGAGUAUACUGGCCCGGACAAGGGUGUCUAG
This is a messenger RNA of Mollisia scopiformis, 510 nucleotides long. RefSeq lists its product as uncharacterized. The record is from RefSeq and is a predicted model, not a curated record. The transcript has 2 exons. The coding region runs from base 1 to 510 and encodes 169 amino acids. Lineage: Eukaryota; Fungi; Ascomycota; Leotiomycetes; Helotiales; Mollisiaceae.